CGGAAACAGAAUUUUCAAAAUUACUGUAUCAACAUUUCAACACCAUGGGAACAACGAACAGCCAUGAAGAGGUUCCAACAAUUUCCGACUCACCACCCCCACCAUCCAAACCUGAUCAGAUGAAUCGAAUACUCUCAUUUGAUCCCCGCUCCCCUACCAGCGAAAUUCCCCGCACUCCGAUUGUUGUGGAGAAAACUCCAGAGGGAGCCUUACAGGACCCCCUAGACCCUCGCUCACCUACGGUGGGCAUUGACAGGACACCACUGAAUGCUUUACAGCAGACUAAACUGGGGGAACAGAAGCAGGCCUUCAAUGCCAAAACACACAAAUUAGACCUGGAUAAACUAGAUUCGGCACCUAACCAUCACCAUCACAGUGACAAAGAAGAAGGCCAGAUGCUACCGGAUGAUAUUCAUAUGCUCGGAGUUACUGGUAUCGAGGAUCUCUCAUUGGAAGAUUUCCCAACAAGCGAAUCAACACGGUUGGUGCCGCAUGAUGAGCAGGUUAUGCUUGAACUGAAGAAUACGAAGCUGAAGAAAAAGAAACAGAAGAAUUCACAACCCAAAGAACUGUUCCCUGCCAAGACGACAGCAGCACUCAAGGACGUUACACGCUCCCCCCUCUCCGCCCGAACCAUUGACGUAAACUCACCCGCGAACAUUAUGCAACGCAAACAGAUUAAAGACAUCGACAAGAAAAUGACAUGUGCUCAAGAAAAUGCUCGCUCAAAAUUUAUUGUACGUGAAAAAGAAAAUAUGUGAUCUGGUUCAUAAUGUGUCUGACACUAUUACAUGUAUAUACAUGUAGGUGUAAUAUCAAGAGUGUAAAUAAAAAGUAUUACUAAUAAUGGAUACCCGAUUCUUUACCUUUUUGAAAGUGAUAAUAGCACUAUUAAAAAAUCUUGAGCAUAAAUUGCUUAAGUAUCUUAUUUCGACAAAAUACUUCUUAAACUUCAUUUACAAAACAUGACAUGACAAAAAUGUAUGGGUUGGUAGGAAGGUUUUUUUAUUAUUAUUUAUUUUUUAAUCAGACAUGUUAAAUUACUGUCAAAUGGCAUUUGAAAUUGUGUCAAAUAAAACGAAUAACUAAUGUACUGCUCAAUGCUGAAAAAAUCCUAUUGUGAAAUUAGCAAAUGUCGCAUUUUCAGACAACAAAAUUUGGAUGGCGCAUUAUUUUUUGAUAGUGAUUUUUUAGGGCAAUAUUUUUUUUUUGAGUUGGUGGCAAAUUAAGAGGGUCAAAGGAACCAGGAACAAAGAAUUUUUUUAAGGCCAAAAUUCAUUCUUAGUCCACCUGUCACGUUAUCUUGAGACAUUGUGUCAUGUUACAUGAAGCAUUUAUUGUUAUGCCAUUUAUUAUAUACUGAUGGCACAAAAUCAGCAAAACACUGGACGUUUUGUAUUUUAUACUCUACAGUAGAACACAUUAUAUACACAAUGAUUAUAAUAGUAUCUUAUACAUAUGUACAUCAUACAUGUAUGUAUUUGUUUUUGCUGUAUUUUGCUUAUAGUUGUAAGGUUUUAGCUGAAGAUUUAUGGAAGGGUGCUGCACCCUUUACUUUUUUGGUAGCACCUGUCCACCCUCAUGGAGACCUUCAUGGACACCCUUCUGUCUUAAUAGAAAUAAUUGCCUGCCAAAUAGUUUUUAUACGCCCGAAGGGUCGUAUUAUGUUAUGGCCUCCAUCGUCUGUCCGUCUGUCUGUCCGUCUGUCCGUCCGUUAGCAAUUCCGUGUCCGGGCCAUAACUUGGUAACUAAUAAAGCGAUUUUCAAAUAACUUUAUACAAAUCAUCACUACAUUAAAAGGAUGUGUCGCACGCAAUUUCCAGGUCCAUACCUCAAAGACUAGAAUCACCAUGGGGGUGCGUUAGCAAAUCCGUGUCCGGGCCACAAUUUGGUCACUAAUAAAGUCAUUUUCAAAUAACUUUAUACAAAGCAUCAUUACAUUAAAAGGAUGUGUCGCGCGCAAUUUCCAGGUCCAUACCUCAAACACUAGAAUCACCAUGGGGGGGGGGGACAUUAGCAAUUCCAUGUCCAGGCCAUAACUGGGUUACUACUAGAGCAAUUUUCAAAUAACUUUAUACAAAUCAUCUCUACAUUAAAAGGAUUUGUCAAGCAUGCUUUCCAGGUCCGUACCUCAAAGGCUAAUUUCACUGGGGGGCGUUAGCAAUUCCGUGUCCAGGCCACAACUUUGUGUUACUCUAAUAAAGGAAUUUUUAGAAAACAUGUCCUAGCCACAACUUUGUAACCAAUAAAGCAAUUUUUAAAUAACUUUAUACAAAUUAUUGCUACAUUAAAAGGAUGUGUUGUGAGCACUUUCCAAGUCCUGCUACUUUUAAACUUGUAUUCUCAGGUAAAUGUUUAUUAAAGACCUCAAGCCGAAUCUUCUUCGGGCGUAUAAUGCUCCGUUUCACGGUGCUCUUGUUUUGUUUGGAUUAAUUUUAUAUGACUAUAGAUAGGUACAAACAAAAUACUUAUUUGGCAGUUGAAAACUAAAAUUAAUUCUAUAAAACACAUCCGCUUACAAUUUCUGUCAAUUUCAUUAACAUUUAAUUUCUUAAAUGGGCCCUUUUCUGCCUUAUCACCCAGUCUUUCUUUUGCAGUAUUCUUUCUUUUUAAACCUGGCUAAAACCUCUCUGUUGUGUGCUGUGUUCAGUUAGUUACAAGGAUGUAUCAUAUGCUGCUUUGUGUAGAAAUAAUCACCAUUUGUAUAGGGCAGUUGUACAAUAAUUGUUUGUCAAAUAAAAAUGUAUAAAUUA
Messenger RNA from Mya arenaria, 2753 nucleotides. RefSeq lists its product as uncharacterized. The record is from RefSeq and is a predicted model, not a curated record. Lineage: Eukaryota; Metazoa; Mollusca; Bivalvia; Myida; Myidae. The coding region runs from base 45 to 761 and encodes 238 amino acids. The transcript has 4 exons.